This is a messenger RNA of Coprinopsis cinerea okayama7#130, 1143 nucleotides long. RefSeq names its product cytochrome P450. The transcript has 9 exons. Lineage: Eukaryota; Fungi; Basidiomycota; Agaricomycetes; Agaricales; Psathyrellaceae. The record is from RefSeq and is a predicted model, not a curated record. Gene Ontology annotation, molecular function: monooxygenase activity; oxidoreductase activity, acting on paired donors, with incorporation or reduction of molecular oxygen; iron ion binding. The coding region runs from base 1 to 1143 and encodes 380 amino acids.
AUGAGUGACGUACAAGGAAUAGUCAAAGCUCUAUGGAUCCAGUUCAAUUGGAACUUCGGUGUCAUGAACUGUGGCUCGGCGUGGAGGGCCCACCGGAGAACCUUCCAUCAGUGCUUUUCCCGUCAACAUGUGGCAAAGUAUCAUCACAUUCUAGAGGAGGAGAUACGUAUAUUCCUCGGUCGAAUGGCGACCAAUGCCCCAGACAUAUUCCAUGAUAUCCGAACGUUACUGAUGGAUGACGCUGAUUACUUGGGACACGGAUUCUCAGAGGUUACACUCCCCGGGAGCAACCUUGUCAAUCUUUUCCCCAUUCUCCGUUACGUUCCAAAAUGGUUUCCGGGUGCCUCCUGGAAGCGUCGAAUGGCUGAGAUAGCCGCUGUUAGUCGAAGAAUCGUCGUCGGUCCCUUCCGUGACGCAAUGCAACAAACGUUCCGCGUCAAUACAUUGCGUCGCCAUCGGAAAGCUGGCAUUGACACGACAGUGAACACGAGCCGGGCCUUUAUUUUGGCCUUGGCAACACAUACCGAGGUUCAGCAGCGAGCCCGGGACGAAGCUGAGGCAGUACUAGGGGAAGGGCGUCUUCCUUCGGUGGGCGAUUGUGCGAAAUUACCCUAUGUCCAAGCUGUCGUGAGGGAAAUUUACCGGUGGCACACUGUGGUUCCGCUCGGUAAGCUCCUGCUCAUCCUACCUAGCCCAUCCGUUCUCAACCAUCCCAGCGAAACGCAAGCAAUACCCCACGUCUCAUCGAGGGAUUUUGAAUACUGGGGCUAUUUGAUUCCGAAAGGAACAAUGAUUUUACCUAACAGCUGGGCUGUGAUGCACGAUCCUGACACGUUCAAGGACCCUUUGGAAUUUAGACCGGAACGAUAUCUCAAAUCUGACGGGAAGUUGGACACCUCUGUACUGGAUCCCGAUGUUGCAGUCUUCGGUUACGGUCAGCGUAAAUGUCCUGGUCGACAUUUGAGCAACGAGGCCCUAACGUACACGAUUGUGUGUCUAUUGACAGUUUUUGAAAUCAAGCCCUCUAAAGACGAGCUGGGGAACGAUGUACCGAUGGAGCUCAAAGUCAACUCCGAUCUCAUCUGUUCCCCGGAGCCGUUCAACCUUAGAUUCUUGCGGAGAAACGCCGUCUGCCUCAUGUAA